AUCGAAAUGGUACCAGCCGUACUUAAUAAUAGAAGGAUUUGGCAGAAAUAUGUAAAAUUGUCCCUCCUAAAAAGAUUAUUCCGGAAUAAAUGGGCAAUAGUUAGGAGAGGUGCGCCAGCGGCGAGCAGAAGCAAGGUUAUUAGAUACCUCAGGAAAGCCCGGCCAGAACCACACGUGCAAGUUUCCCUGCAUGUGGCUCGUCCGUGAUAACUUAUUCGGAUUUGCGCGAACUAGCGGACCGAUCACUAAGUGGGGAUGCUCCCUCCAGCAUGAGCGAACCUUUUCGAAACAGGUUAGGAAUGGGCGUCACUACCCAGCCAGGUUCUAUUGAUUAUGUCCCCUUCCCCCUUGUCUUGGGGCGUUUUUGGCUUUACGAGAGAAAGCCCGCCAAAAAAGUAUUUAUCUUCUCGUCCUGGAGAAUAUUCCGGUGCGUCCACAGAAGAGGAAAUCGCAAUGCAUCUUGCUCAGCAGGCGUAGCUUGGAGUGGGAGUGUAGCGUGGGUAAGGUAAGUGGCCGCCAGAGAGGAAGCCGGCCUAUUAAGCGCAGCUAAGCUAAUAUGCGCCGGAGAAAGCCAGGUGCCGGAGGUAAGCUCUAUUCUUUUCAUGGAUUCCCCAUAACGAAUAGGCUAGCUCUAUCUCUCAAUUGCCUAUCCUGUGCUCGAGAAGGUCCCCCAGUUCCUCGGCAGCACCUCGAGGUGCAUUUAGUUGUCUUACAUGAGACUCGGGGUAUUCCUCACUCCAUGGCACCUUUCGCUCAUCCAUUCCGCCCGUCCAGACGCGGCGCCUUUUUUCAUUAUCAUCUACCGCCCUUUCUUUCCUCCCGGCUAUUCACGCAUGAAGAUCGUCGUAUGUAUGCUCGACUUCGGUUGCCGGUGCGUGUAGGUAGGAGUACAUUAUGGCAGGAUCAGUCACCCGGGCAAACCAACCCUCCUCCAAGAAGAAUUGUGCUAUGCCCUCCCGAUCCCUAUAGAGCGAAAGAGCUGCCUGGUGAUCCCUAGGUUG
Molecule: messenger RNA, 1001 nt
Organism: Cicer arietinum (chickpea)
Lineage: Eukaryota; Viridiplantae; Streptophyta; Magnoliopsida; Fabales; Fabaceae
Source: RefSeq, a predicted model, not a curated record